Messenger RNA from Symbiodinium necroappetens, 1605 nucleotides. The record is from the annotation of a GenBank genome assembly. NCBI's taxonomy places the organism in Eukaryota, Dinophyceae, Suessiales, Symbiodiniaceae.
AUGACGCCCGAAAUGCCAGCGCUUGCGAAGAUUCUCAUGGACCAGGACAUCACCGUAGUGAACACCUUUGUGCAGGUUUCCGAGAAGCGAGGGCCCCGCGAGCGGCGUUUGCUGCGGUCGCAGACGGCGCCCGCGACGGCGGCCGCUGCGGAGGAGGUUGAGGAGCAGUUCGAAGGCGAAGGCUGUGAAGGCUAUGAAAGCGAUCUUGUCGCCCAGGAAAAGUCCGAGAAGUCGGUAAUUGAGGACUGUUUUGGCUCUGCCUCUCCAAAGCCGCGAUUCUGGCACUCAGCGACCCCCGACCGAUGGGAGUGGGAUGCCAUGCUCCAGGACCUCCAGGAGGAGGGGAUGUCAGGGCCGAAUCACGACGGCUUCAUACGGCAAAGUAGCGAGAAGUCCGUGAUCGAGGAUUGCCAGGAGCCCGAGCCAAGUGAGACCAUGAGGAUGAAGCUGCAGAGUCUCCGGACGCAGAAUGUUUUCGACACGCCAGAUGUCUGGGAGCUGCAGGCAAUCUGCGAGAGCUUCGGCGAGUCACCUGCAGAGCCAGCGCUGCCUCUCAUGGACCAGGACAUCACCGUAGUGAACACCUUUGUGCAGGGUUUGGAGAAGCAACGGCUCCGCGAGCGGCGUUUGCUGCGGUCGCAGACGUCGCCCGCGACGGCGGCCGCUGCCGAGGCUUCUUCAAAGCCGCGAUUCUGGCACUCAGCGACCCCCGACCGAUGGGAGUGGGAUGCCAUGCUCCAGGACCUCCAGGAGGAGGGGAUGUCAGGGCCGAAUCAUGACGGCUUCAUACGGCAAAGUAGCGAGAAGUCCGUGAUCGAGGAUUGCCAGGAGCCCGAGCCAAGUGAGACCAUGAGGAUGAAGCUGCAGAGUCUCCGGACGCAGAAUGUUUUCGACACGCCAGAUGUCUGGGAGCUGCAGGCAAUCUGCGAGAGCUUCGGCGAGUCACCUCCAGAGCCAGCGCUGCCCUCGGCGACUUCAGUGGCAAGCUUGGUGCGCUCCUCGACCCCUGACCCAUGGGAGUGGGAUGCGAUGCUUCAGGACGACAAGCUCUGCGUCCCCCAGCCCUGCAUGGCUCCAGCGUCCUUGAUGCCCUCUGUGGGAGCACCUCUUGGGCCGCAAAGCGAGUAUCCUCGCCUGCUUGGUUCGCCCGAGACAAGGAGGCCCUCCAUGAGACCCGGCAUGCUGGAGACGAGCGAAUCAGAAGGGCAGACCUUGGUGAAGUGGUGUGUGGAUGCUUCGAAGUUUAGCUCCAACUCAGGGCGCCUCGUGAGCCCAGACUUUCAGCUCCACUUCCCCCAACAAGAGCCUCUGACUUUUCGGCUGAUGGUGAUCGGUGGCAAGAACGCUGGGUUCAAGAAGGCCAAAGGUAGGGGCAGCCUGGAGCUCAAGUGCUUUUCUGCCGUGCCUCCUGGCUUGCAAAGCAUCACCGCCUGUGUCGCUAUCGGAGCAGGGGAAAGCCAACGGAUCAGCCCAAAGCCGAUCAAGCACAAUUUUGUAGAGAAGACAUGCUGCCAGCUGCGAAACGGGGAGGAGGCGAGUUGGGACUUCAAGAAACUCACCGGAGACGCUACGAUCUGUGAGAUAGCCGUGGAGAUCCACCUUUGA